Molecule: messenger RNA, 4749 nt
Organism: Galleria mellonella (greater wax moth)
Lineage: Eukaryota; Metazoa; Arthropoda; Insecta; Lepidoptera; Pyralidae
Product: E3 ubiquitin-protein ligase UHRF1-like
Exons: 17
Coding region: 111-2675 (854 amino acids)
Biological process (GO): protein ubiquitination; negative regulation of gene expression via chromosomal CpG island methylation
Molecular function (GO): metal ion binding; ubiquitin protein ligase activity; protein binding
Source: RefSeq, a predicted model, not a curated record
AAGGCACACCAAAAUGUCACCAGUGUGGUGCUGCUUUAGACACGGUGCAGCAUGCGCUUCAAUAUUGUUCACAAUAGACGCUGUUUUAUUGAUUUUAGCAUUUCGCCAAAAUGCAUGUUCGCGUGAGAAUGUUAGGUAAACCUGAUACCAUAGUGGCUGUUGAAUCAAGACUGACUAAGAUAGACGGGUUCCGUAAAGUUAUAAAAGAAAAAUUUGGCGUUCUUCCGAAAUUACAACGUCUCCUUUACGGCGGAAAGUUGCUAGAAAAUGGUUACACAUUCCAUGACUACAACAUUAAAAUUAAUGAUGUUAUACAACUUAUGGUGCGAACCCAGCCGCUGAACCUAAACAACACAAAAAAUGCCAAAAAGGAGAAUACCAAUGAAGAACAAAACACAGUGGAUUAUAAAGAUGCUGAGAGUGUACUGUAUGAAAUAGGGGAUUUAGUUGAUAUAAGAGAUCAAGAACAUGGUGUUUGGUUUGAAGCUAAAAUAGUGGGGAUAGUUCACGAUCCUAAUGCAUCCGCUACCGAUAUUGAGGCACAACAGUCCAACAAUAUUACAGAGACAAAGAUUGAUAAAGAAAAUGACUCGGAAAAUAAACCUCCAAGUGUUCGCACUACUGCUAAUAGCUCUAAGUCCAAGGAGAAAGGUAUAAUUAAAUAUUUAACUAAAUCUUCAAAAAGUGUUAAGAAAAAAACUGUCAAAUUUGCUGACCAGUGCAGGACAACAGAUGUAGGAUUGUUGUACAAAGUUCAACUGGAUGCAGAAGAGGAGGAUUCAAACCAGUAUAUUACGUUAAAAAACAUUAGACCACGUGCACGCAAUGUGAUCAAUCGACAAGAUUUGAAAGUGGGCCAAAAAGUUAUGUUGAACUAUAACCUAGAGGAACCCCAAGAAAAGGGAUAUUGGUACGAUUUUAAAAUUGAAGAAAUAAAAGAAGCACGCAGGAGCUAUAGUCUCGUAGGAACAAUAUAUCUGGGCUCCGAAGCAAUCCCUCAAAACAACACUGAAGUCAGGAUUUCGGACAAAAUAUUUGCAAUAGAAGAAGUCAUUCCAUUAGCUGAGAGAACUGAAGAAUAUAAGAAAAUGAUGGUGACACAGCCUGAAAAAAGAUCGCGACCCUUAAAUUGUCUCACAUGUCGUGAUAAUGAAUAUUCUCUAUGCAAGGACUGCGGCUGCUGUGUGUGUUCAGGGAAGGACUUUCCAGAUAAAAUAGUCUUAUGUGAUGAAUGCAACAACGGGUACCACAUGAUUUGCCUGACGCCGCCACUGCUCGAACUGCCCGAGGAGGACUGGUACUGCCCGUCGUGCAAACGGGACACCACCGAAGUGGUCGCGCCUGGCGCUGCUAAGCAGGCCAAGAAGAGGAAGGCUUCCAGCAGCACCAGGGACUGGGGCAGAGGCAUGGCUUGUGUUGGUAAAACGAAGACUUGCACGAUGCCUGCUAACCAUUUUGGACCCAUCCCAGGCGUUGAUGUGGGCAUGUGCUGGAGAUUUAGAAUACAGCUCUCAGAGACUGGGGUGCAUCGACCUCCCGUGUCUGGUAUUCACGGACGUGACGUAGAGGGCGCUUAUAGUAUAGUACUGUCAGGUGGUUAUGAAGACGACGUAGACAAUGGGAACGAAUUCACGUACACCGGGAGCGGAGGCCGAGACCUGUCCGGCAACAAACGGACAGCCGAGCAGUCCUCCGACCAAACUCUCACCAGGGAGAAUAAGGCCCUGGCGAGGAACUGCGCGGUGAAUCAGAUAAAUGAGAAAGGCGGUGAUGCGGGUGAAAAUUGGCGCAUGGGCAAACCAGUGCGCGUGAUACGAUCCUACAAAAUGCUGAAACAUUUCCCAAAGUACGCUCCGAAGGAAGGCAUACGAUACGACGGUAUCUACAAAGUGGUCAAAUAUUACCCAGAAAAAGGAUUGUCCGGUUACAAAGUGUGGAAGUACCUGCUGCGGCGAGACGACCCCAGUCCGGCGCCCUGGGAGCCUACCGCGAAACAGUAUCCUAUUAUUUAUCCAGAUGGCUAUUUAGAAGCGGAAGCCGAGAAACAGGCAACAAAAGAGAAAUCCCGUAAAGGGUCCAAGUUAUCUAAGAAGCGAGCACUACGGGAGAAUAACCAAGGAUCUGAAGGCGAAUCACCUCCACCUGUCAAGAAAAAGAAGGCCAAUGAUAUCAAAGUUUCAAAACAAGGCGGAAAAGCCAAGAAUAACGUUAUUGUUAUGAAUUCAAGAGAAAAGAUAGCCAGAACGGCGGGGGAAGGUCCCGCGGAGAAUAUUACCAAAGGGAAAAAACAGAAACCAAAAGCGACUGAGACGAAUGACGGCCUGUCAGCCAACGAAAUGGAAGCCAUUAAGAAGGACACUCUCAAUGAGAAGCUGUGGAGGGAGUGCUUGGUUGUGUAUGAGGUCCGCGGGAAAGGGCAAUUCAUCGAGUAUUUAACACAAAUGUUCCUGUGCAUCAUAUGCCAAGAGGUAGCCGUCACUCCAGUCACCACGCCUUGUCUCCACAACUUCUGUUUAAGCUGCAUAAAGGGAGCUUUCAAAUCUACCGGCAAAAAAUGCCCGUGCUGUCGUCAAAGCCUGUCGAAAUACAAGCCGGAGACCAACAAGGAACUAACGAACGCCCUCCGCAGUGUCUUGACUGGAUACGACGCCGGCAGGAAUACAUCUGAAUGGUAGACGUUAACACGCUGUACGCUGUGCAUGAUAGAUACUGGAGUUACUUAAUUUUAUAUUACAAUUUCAUUGCCAUUUAUUAUACCUACAUAUAAUUACAGGUUUUUUAGUGAACAGUGCGCAUAAAAAAAUAUUGUAUUAACUUAUUAAUUAUGGAUAAUUCGUUUUUAUUUAUAAAUUUGUUUAAAAAUAAUUUAUGUACACUCUUAGAUUACAUUGAAAUAAAAAUCUGUACAUGUCAGUCGAUAAUGGCUGGACCGAUUUAUAUUAAUUCAAUGGAAAUAAUAGAAUAAGGAAUAUGAACAAGACAUUAUGGUGGAUUCUAAGGCGUCUAUCUAAACUUUGAAAUUAAAUUUUCCAUUUAAUAUCACAGGGAAAUCUAUUGUAAGGGCCGAUUUGAACUAAUUUUAACACAAACAGGUAAUGCUGCCCGUUAUCUUGGGUGCGCUGCCUGGAUAUGGCGCGAUUAAAAUAUAGGUAGAGGUAAGAGAUAAAUUUACAGUACCAUCCCCUUAGAAUCUAUCUCAGCCACUGUCUAAGUGUACACAAAAAAAAAGCAAAAAACAAAAAAGCAAAAAAAAAAUUGAAUAUAAUAUCUGUUUUUUUUUUAAUUAUAAUUAGUAACCUGUUUUUUAUAAUUUGUUUUUUUUUUAGCGUUUUAUUUGGUGAAUAUGUUGUGAUUUGUGUUUUAGUGUAAUUGAUAAUUUAAAAAUAAGAUUAGAUAAAUAAGAUUUUAAUACAUAAAUAAUGUUAUCCACGUCAGUUUGAUCAUUUUUAGAAUAUAUUAUAAGAUUUGUUUUUUUACUGAAUAAGAUAAAUAGAAACGAGUAUAUUUUGAUGUGAUUGUUUGAAGUAUGAGCACCAUUGUAUGUUUAAUUGAAUUUGAUUUUAAUUGGUAUUAUUGAUUUUUUUUUCAUUUUUUAUUAAUAUUGCUAUACAUAAAUACAUACAGAAGUUAAUACGUGGAUAAGGCACGAGUGUAGUUUAAUAUUUUUUUUUAUAGUCAGACAUUUGUAGGCGGUUAGAAAUUAGUGCAUGAUUGCGUUUCAUUUUUAGUGUUUUUCUUAGUACUGUUUUUAAUUUAAUUGUGAGUUAAAAAUUAUUUUAUAUGAAUGAUAAUGUUAUGUAAGUUAGUAGUUUUUUUUUUUAAUGUACAAUUAAGAAUAAGCAUGCCAAUUGAUUUAGUUUAAGUUGGUGAAUGAUUAUGUGUAAUUUAAUUUUUAUAAUGAUAAUGUGUAAUUUAAUUUUUAAAAAUAAACGUGUAAUUUAAUUUUUAAAAUAAUUACCAAAAUAAAUAUUCGAUAGAUAACAAUACCUCUUUUAUAACAUAGAAAUCGUGAAGUGAUAUGCUGGUAACACUAAGAACCAUUCGUCUCGUAAAUGCAUAUUAUUUCACUUUAAUUAAGACUACAGUAGCGUUUGAUUUGCAGUAAUGUAUCGAUCUUUUAAAGACUUGACACAUUUACUAAAUGAUACAAAUAUUUUCUUUUUUUUUUUUUAUUUGUUUAAAAACAGAACAGAUAAAAAGUAUUAUUGUGCAGUAAUUUACGUAUAUUAUUGAGUAGUUUGAAAUAAUUAUAACGAUUCGAUCACUGUUUACAGUUACAGCACUGAAGCAAUACUGUCAUUUGGUAAAUUAACCACUUUCCAAAAAAAAAUGUUUAAAUUUCUAAAUUAUUUAGUAUUCCAAAAACGCAGGGUUCUUCAUUUAAAAUAGUGUAGUAGCUAAAUAAAAAAAAAAAAGUAUUAAUAUUUUUUUAACUUAGCUAGGUAUUUUCUAAUGCACCGUUGUUUUGUAGAGGGCAUAGCAAGAUUCUUAAUUAAUUGUGUCAAAAAUAGACUUAUUUAAGAAUAAUUGAAGAAUAAAUAUCUCUCCGUCUACUUCAUUCAUACCAAAUUUUUAACGUAAAGUGUAAACUUAAAUACUUAAAUAGUUAUAGAAUGCUGUUUUGCGUAACGCUGAUUGUCAAUAAUUUAGAUAAUUAUACAUUCCUACCAUUUUAUGAUUAUAAUAUAAUAUAGUACAAACAGUUUUAGUUUAUAAAUUUUAUGUGGAAUAAAUUAAAUUGAUUACAGA